Molecule: messenger RNA, 1402 nt
Organism: Ananas comosus (pineapple)
Lineage: Eukaryota; Viridiplantae; Streptophyta; Magnoliopsida; Poales; Bromeliaceae
Product: malate dehydrogenase
Exons: 7
Coding region: 104-1102 (332 amino acids)
Biological process (GO): oxaloacetate metabolic process; tricarboxylic acid cycle; malate metabolic process
Molecular function (GO): L-malate dehydrogenase (NAD+) activity
Source: RefSeq, a predicted model, not a curated record
CGCCCCCCUCUUCUUCUAGAACCCUCUCUUCGUCUCCCUCUCACUCACCCGGUCACACCCCCGCGAGCGCGCGCACACUCUCUCUCUCUUUAUCGCCUCUCCAAUGGCGAAGGAUCCCGUCCGAGUCCUCGUCACCGGCGCCGCAGGCCAAAUUGGAUAUGCACUUGUUCCUAUGAUUGCUAGAGGAGUGAUGCUGGGUCCGGACCAGCCUGUUAUCUUGCACAUGCUCGAUAUACCCCCGGCUGCAGAAUCGCUUAAUGGGGUUAAAAUGGAGUUGGUUGAUGCAGCAUUCCCUCUUCUUAAGGGAGUUGUUGCAACAACUGAUGUUGUCGAGGCGUGCACUGGAGUCAGCAUAGCCGUUAUGGUUGGCGGAUUCCCUAGGAAAGAAGGAAUGGAAAGGAAAGAUGUCAUGUCGAAAAACGUUUCAAUAUACAAAUCCCAAGCUUCUGCUCUUGAGAAGCAUGCUGCUCCAAAUUGCAAGGUGCUGGUUGUGGCUAAUCCAGCAAACACCAAUGCAUUGAUCCUGAAAGAGUUUGCUCCGUCAAUCUCUGAGAAAAACAUCACCUGUCUGACUCGGCUAGACCAUAACAGGGCAUUGGGUCAGAUUUCUGAAAGGCUAAACGUUCAAGUUAGUGAUGUAAAGAAUGUUAUCAUCUGGGGCAAUCACUCUUCUACUCAGUAUCCUGACGUUAACCAUGCCACUGUGAAAACUCCAAGUGGGGAAAAACCUGUUCGUGAACUUGUCGCUGAUGAUGAGUGGCUUAAUGGAGAGUUUAUCACGACUGUUCAACAACGUGGUGCUGCGAUCAUCAAAGCAAGAAAGCUUUCCAGUGCUUUAUCUGCUGCUAGUGCCGCUUGUGAUCACAUCCAUGAUUGGGUUCUUGGGACACCAGAGGGAACAUGGGUUUCCAUGGGUGUGUAUUCUGAUGGUUCAUAUAAUGUGCCGGCUGGACUCAUUUACUCUUACCCUGUCACAUGCCGUAAUGGCGAGUGGACAAUUGUUCAAGGUCUCCCAAUCGAUGAAUUUUCGAGGCAGAAAAUGGAUGCAACAGCUCAGGAAUUGGCCGAGGAGAAAGCUCUAGCCUACUCGUGCCUCUCUUAAUUAAAUCACGUUCUGCGUGAAACUUCAUUACAGCGCUUGACCGGUCAGGUAUGGAAUAAAUUAAACCUUGCUUCUGUGCAAGCAGUUGACAUCGAGCUGCAUCUCUAGAUGUUUGUGCUCGUUUUUCUCUUCAUUCUUGUUGUUUGUGGAACAUGAUAGCACUAUUUUUUUUAUUUAUUUUUUUGUGCAAGUUUUGUUGGUUGCAUGAGUCAUGAGCAUUGAUGCAAGCGAAAUUCUAAACUGUAACCCACCCCCACCCCCAAACAAAAAUUAUUAAAUGGCUGGAUUUAUUGCUUAGUA